Neurospora crassa OR74A is the source of this 739-nucleotide messenger RNA. RefSeq lists its product as hypothetical. Lineage: Eukaryota; Fungi; Ascomycota; Sordariomycetes; Sordariales; Sordariaceae. The record is from RefSeq and is a predicted model, not a curated record. The coding region runs from base 155 to 601 and encodes 148 amino acids. The transcript has 2 exons.
CUUGGAUUUCAUCUUGUCUACGAUACUGGGACUACUUCCAUCGGAAGUUUUUCUCCUCGAGGAUUUCAUAGUUUUCUGUCUGCCAGCAGAGAACAAAAACAAGAGAGUUGGCUUCCUCGAAUUCGGCCAAGUGGAAUAUUGUUUCCGAAAGGAAAUGAUCAAACUACUGCAUCGAACGUGGCCACGAUGCCAACAGACAACGACAGUUCUGACAAAGAGAACGAAGACGAACCGGAUCCCGAUGUAUGCAUGGGUGGCAGACUCACCAGAGUCCAGGGGUUGUAGCUUUUUCACGACCAUGAUGAAAAAGAGGGCAACGAAAAUCAAAACGAAGAAGACAGGUGUCAAAAGCAAGACCACUGGCAGAGGGACGACAUUCCCAAUCCCGGGAAGAACCACGCGAGAUCGAAGAGGACAGAAGUGGUGGUCGAUGUUUAACAACUCAACUAUAAUCCAGAGAUACCUAUCACGGUCGUGGACCGUUCCCCACCCCAGGGCUGUGGCGUCCAUGCUAGUCUGGGUGGUGUCGAAACCGAACAAUAUUCGCGUACUGCACGCACCGCGCCGCAAUUCACUAACAACAUCGAGUACCUACCUGUAGACAUCGGACUACACUGUUGCCCCCGGCCGCGAUUCCGAACAAUCGGCAAGAACCUCGACGACCUCACAUUUCCUACCUUCUCCUGAGACACAUUGUCACUUACUAGCUUAGCUAGAAAGAAAAUCAUCCAAAAGUUCA